GUCAAGGAGGGAAAGUGCCGUUCGCGGGCUGACGGGCAGCAGGAACCAUAGCGACAGGCAUCAUGGACGUGGAGAUGGAGAGUGAACGCAAGCAGAUACCGACAGAAAGCACAAGUAAGACGGCCACCGAGGCCGGCGAGUCCUCGUCCAAGAGCUCCGGGAGCAGCUAUGAGCUGCCGUGGGUGGAGAAAUACCGGCCGCUGACGCUGAACGAGAUAGUAGGGAACGAGGACACUGUUAGUCGGCUGGAAGUGUUCGCCAGGGAAGGAAACGUCCCCAACAUCAUCAUAGCAGGUCCCCCCGGCACAGGAAAGACCACCAGUAUCUUAUGUUUGGCUCGAGCUCUGCUGGGAGCCUCCAUGAAAGAGGCCGUGCUGGAGCUCAACGCUUCGAACGACAGGGGGAUUGACGUGGUGAGGAACAAGAUCAAGAUGUUUGCUCAGCAGAAAGUCACACUGCCCAAAGGACGACACAAGAUCAUCAUCUUGGACGAGGCCGACAGCAUGACGGAUGGAGCCCAGCAGGCGUUGAGGAGGAUCAUGGAGAUCUACUCUAAGACCACACGUUUCGCUCUCGCCUGCAACGCCUCCGAUAAAAUCAUCGAGCCGAUCCAGUCUCGCUGUGCGGUGCUGCGUUACUCCAAACUGACGGACGGACAGAUCCUCACCCGACUGCAGGAGGUGGUGGAGAAGGAGAGUCUGUCUGUGUCUGAUGACGGGCUGGAGGCCAUUAUCUUCACGGCCCAGGGAGACAUGAGACAGGCAUUGAACAACCUUCAGUCCACCAACUCAGGCUUCGGGUACAUCAACAGCGAGAACGUGUUUAAAGUGUGUGACGAGCCCCACCCUCUGCUGGUGAAAAGCAUGCUGGGACACUGUGUGGACGGGAACAUCGACGAGGCUUACAAGGUGGUGGAGCAGCUGUGGGCGUUGGGCUACUCUCCAGAGGACAUCAUAGGAAACAUCUUCAGGGUCUGCAAGACCUACAAUAUGGCAGAGUAUCUCAAACUGGAGUUCAUCAAGGAGAUCGGCUUCACUCACAUGAGGGUGGUUGAGGGCGUUAACUCCCUGCUGCAGAUGGCCGGUCUGCUGGGGCGACUCUGUAGCAAGACAGUGCCCCCUGCUGCCAGCUGAAUCUCAGUGGUCCCCCACCUCAACAUCCUUAAAUCUCACAGCACCAGACUGUCCCGUGUUCACUGGUAAUAUUUUCCCACGCUAUAAACAUGCUGCUGAUUGAACCACUAGUUGGCCUUGAUUCAACCUGACAGUACAGCAGACAUGAUGUGUCUUCAUGGAAGCCGAAUGAUGUCAAAAACUGGAGACUAAUAUUUACAAUAAAUGACAUUUUCUUUCAUUA
Messenger RNA from Mugil cephalus (flathead mullet), 1356 nucleotides. RefSeq names its product replication factor C (activator 1) 2 (gene rfc2). The transcript is spliced from 6 exons. NCBI's taxonomy places the organism in Eukaryota, Metazoa, Chordata, Actinopteri, Mugiliformes, Mugilidae. Gene Ontology annotation, molecular function: DNA clamp loader activity; DNA binding; ATP hydrolysis activity. Gene Ontology annotation, cellular component: DNA replication factor C complex; nucleus. The record is from RefSeq and is a predicted model, not a curated record. The coding region runs from base 63 to 1133 and encodes 356 amino acids. Gene Ontology annotation, biological process: DNA-templated DNA replication; DNA repair.